Messenger RNA from Ostertagia ostertagi, 1278 nucleotides. The record is from the annotation of a GenBank genome assembly. Lineage: Eukaryota; Metazoa; Nematoda; Chromadorea; Rhabditida; Trichostrongylidae.
AUACCAUCUCGAACUCGGCUUGGAUUGAAAGUGAAAGACAUUUGCAGCUUAAGCCAGUCACCGUUAAGCGCUGUGAUCAGAAAAUUUAAGAUCACGAUUAAAGAUAUGGAAAUAGCCUUACAGGAGAAAAGUAAAGGAAUACUUUACGAAGGCUAUACGAAGUCAUUUCGUCAGUGUAUCUUCGAAGAAGGAGACGUUGUCGGAAAGAAUGAGCGAUAUGAAUUUCGAUGUGACGAUGACUUGGAGUGUUGUGGGCGCACUUGUUGUAUACCCGAAGCAACCACUAUUCCUUUGUGGUUGAUGAUUAUCUUUAUUAUUCUGGCCGCGGUAUUGCUACUAGCGAUUCUUGGCACUCUCGCCUGGCUUCUAGCAAAACGAAGGAAACCGAAACCAAAGAAAGCGGGAUUUGUGAACGAGGCAUCGUCCCAACGAGCGACGAAAGGCUACUCAGCGUUGCAGUCUCAACGACAUGGUGCUGGCGGCAGCGGACGCGAUUCUGAUGAUCGGGGACUGCUUGCACAUGAGCAAGAGACCUACAGUACGCCUGAUCAUCUAUAUGGUGGUUACGGCAGCCGCUCGUACAGCCAUAGUGAUAGCCAUCGAGGAUAUCCGUCGCGUCGGGACGGCUAUGGCAACAACAUGUAUCAUGGCGAUAGCGGCUAUGGCCCUGGUAGUGGAGGCCUCAACAUUGACCGCGGUGGUGGUGGAGGCGGUGUCACGCGAGACAUUGCGAUACGUGACGCUCGUCGCGACUUUGCACGACCGCAUGGCGACCGCUCGCGUGACAUAGGUGGUUCACGCAUCACUGUCUCAAGUGAUGGCCUCAACAUUGACCGCGGUGGUGGUGGAGGCGGUGUCACGCGAGACAUUGCGAUACGUGACGCUCGUCGCGACUUUGCACGACCGCAUGGCGACCGCUCGCGUGACAUAGGUGGUUCACGCAUCACUGUCUCAAGUGAUGGUAACGGGUCUAUGGUACGCCACGGCGUACAUGAGACCGUCGAAGAAAAGAAGUUCGUUCCAUCCCCAAUGCAAGAAGAAUCACUCCCGCAACCUAAAGAGGGACACAUCGUGCAAAGAAAUGAGGACGAGAUCAGCCGAGCUCUCACAUUCGACAUGAACGAAGUUCCACCUCUCAAUCCACAACGAGCUCAACUUGCCUUCUACAGGCCGUUCGUUGCUGAUCCGAUGGAGGAAGUGGUGCUGCCAGCGCCGCUUAGAGGAUCGGUAUCACACCACUCAAUUGCUGAACUCAGUCAAACUCAAAUGCCAAGCUAC